AUGCUUCUUUCUCUGUAUAUCUCACGAUUUGUGAAUAUUUCAGUCGAAGCGACCGAAACUUUGAGCGCUGACAAACAUCCGAGUAUUCAUCUCGUUAUUCCGUUGAGACAACAAUUGAUCAAAUUAUCUCAACCGGAUCCUUAUAAUUGUGACGCAAUAGCAAAAUUAAAAGAAUUUCAAAAUUAUUAUGGAGUUAUGCCAAAGCCAAUGUGUCAGAAAUGUGGAACUAAUGAUAAUGUAAUACCAUCUGUACGAGGAAAACCAUCUCAAGAACUUGCUAUGUAUGCUGAAGAAGGCUAUGUCAAGUUGUCAGGAUGCACCACGACACAUACGGGUUGGUGUAAAAAAUGUGAACAAUGGACAGGUUAA
This is a messenger RNA of Didymodactylos carnosus, 369 nucleotides long. The record is from the annotation of a GenBank genome assembly. NCBI's taxonomy places the organism in Eukaryota, Metazoa, Rotifera, Eurotatoria, Philodinida, Philodinidae.